This is a messenger RNA of Solanum dulcamara, 3467 nucleotides long. RefSeq names its product AP-1 complex subunit gamma-2-like. The coding region runs from base 287 to 2926 and encodes 879 amino acids. The record is from RefSeq and is a predicted model, not a curated record. The transcript is spliced from 18 exons. Gene Ontology annotation, cellular component: AP-1 adaptor complex; membrane coat; Golgi apparatus. Gene Ontology annotation, molecular function: clathrin-cargo adaptor activity. Gene Ontology annotation, biological process: Golgi to vacuole transport; intracellular protein transport; receptor-mediated endocytosis. Lineage: Eukaryota; Viridiplantae; Streptophyta; Magnoliopsida; Solanales; Solanaceae.
CUCUCUUCUUCUUCUUUUUUUUUUUUCCAUUCCAUUUCUAGAUCCAAACCUCUCCCAAGAACCCCACUGAUUCCUUCUCAGAUCCUUCAAUUUUCAUUUCUCCCCAUUUCUCCAAUCCAAAUUCUUCCUUUCAUGUCAUAUAAACAAUUUUUUCAAGCUUUAAUGGGAGCCUAAAUAGUACUUUUUUUAUGCUUGUGGGGUUGAUCAAGUUGGAGAGGAAACACUUGAAGAAUCUGUUCAGCUGGAUCUGAUAGAGCUUUCUCGCAGUUUCAGAGCAGAACCAAUCAUGAAUCCCUUUUCGUCCGGUACACGUCUUAGGGACAUGAUUCGGGCUAUCCGUGCUAGCAAAACUGCGGCCGAGGAGCGUGCUGUAGUAAGAAAAGAGUGUGCUGCUAUCAGAGCUGCAAUCAGUGAAAAUGAUCAAGACUACAGACAUCGUAAUCUUGCAAAACUAAUGUUCAUUCACAUGCUGGGUUAUCCUACACACUUUGGUCAAAUGGAAUGCUUGAAGCUGAUUGCUUCUCCAGGAUUUCCAGAGAAAAGAAUAGGAUAUCUUGGUCUAAUGUUGCUUCUUGAUGAAAGACAAGAAGUUCUAAUGUUGGUUACCAAUUCUAUAAAGCAAGAUCUUAACCACACCAAUCAAUAUAUUGUUGGACUUGCUCUUUGUGCGUUAGGGAAUAUUGGUUCUGCAGAAAUGGCUCGGGACCUUGCACCAGAAGUUGAAAGGUUGCUAAAGUUUAGAGAUCCUAAUAUCCGAAAGAAGGCAGCGCUUUGCUCUAUAAGAAUUAUAAAGAAGGUCCCCGAUCUUGCCGAAAAUUUUAUAAACCCUGCAGCUGCCUUGUUAAGUGAGAAGCACCAUGGAGUUCUCAUUACUGGUGUCCAGCUUUGUAUAGAUCUAUGUAAAAUUAGUACAGAGGCUCUUGAACAUUUCAGAAAGAAAUGCACGGAUGGUUUAGUCAAACUUAUGAGGGAUCUCGCGAACAGUCCAUAUGCGCCUGAGUAUGACAUUUCUGGCAUUACAGAUCCUUUCCUCCAAAUAAGAUUGCUUAGGCUCUUGCGUGCUUUGGGGAAAGAUGAUGCCGAUGCCAGUGAUGCUAUGAAUGAUAUUCUCGCUCAGGUGGCAACAAAAACUGAAUCAAACAAAAAUGCAGGCAAUGCUAUUCUUUAUGAAUGUGUUGCAGCUAUCAUGAGUGUCGAAGAUAAUGGCGGUUUGAGGGUGCUUGCUAUUAACAUUUUGGGAAGAUUUUUAUCCAACCCUGAUAACAAUAUCAGAUAUGUUGCACUGAACAUGUUAAUGAAAGCUUUAGCUGUAGAUAGUCAAGCAGUGCAGAGGCAUCGGACAACAAUUUUGGAAUGUGUGAAGGAUUCCGAUCCAUCAAUUCGUAAAAGAGCUGUUGAACUUGUGUAUCUCUUAGUAAACGAAAGCAAUGUGAAGCCUAUGACGAAGGAGUUAAUAGAAUAUCUAGAAGCAAGUGAUCCGGAGUUUAGGGGAGAUCUCACUGCGAAGAUCUGUUCCAUUGUGGAAAAGUUCUCACCUGAGAAAAUUUGGUACAUUGAUCAGAUCCUCAAGGUUCUCUCAGAGGCUGGAAAUGAUGUGAAGGAUGAGGUGUGGCAUUCUCUGAUUGUGGUGAUUACAAAUGCUUCCAACCUCCAUGGUUAUGCAGUACGUUCUCUAUACAGAGCAGUGCAAGCAGCAGGGGAACAGGAAACUCUGGUUCGAGUUGCGAUUUGGUGCAUUGGAGAAUACGGUGACAUGUUAGUAAACAAUGCUGGAAGGCUUGAUAUUGAAGAACCACUGACUGUAACAGAAUCUGAUGCUGUGGAUGUUGUGGAGACUUCCUUUAAGAGCCAUUCAUUUGAUCUCACUACUCGGGCAAUGUGUUUGAUUGCUUUGCUAAAGCUGUCAAGUCGCUUUCCAUCUUGUUCACAGAGGAUAAAUGACAUCAUUGUUCAGUACAAAGGGAGCUUUGUGCUUGAACUGCAGCAGAGAGCUAUUGAAUUUAACACAAUAAUUGUGAGGCAUCAGAAUAUCAGGUCUUCACUUGUAGAAAGAAUGCCAGUUCUUGAUGAAGCAACCCACAGCGGAAGGAAGGCUGGUUCUGUGCCAGCAGCUGUGUCAACAUCUCAAGGAGUAUCAGUUAAUCUUCCAAAUGGAAUUGCCAAGCCCAGUGCAGCCCCUCUUGUUGACUUACUUGAUCUUAGUUCAGAUGAUGUUCCUGCACCUAGCUCUUCUGGUGGAGACUUUCUUCAGGAUCUUCUUGGUGUUGAUCUGGUGCCAGUGUCUUCACAAUCAGGUACAAAUCCGGCCCAAAUGAGUGGCACCAAUGUUUUACUGGAUCUUCUGUCAAUUGGAACACCACCUGCUAGUAGCAGCCCAUCUACAACUCAGAUGUCACCCUCCAAUGUUGACGCUAAAAGUCCGGGGGAUCUAUUAGAUAGAUUGUCCUCACCUUCUGCUCCUUCAGUUCAAGUGUCUACUACAGCUGGAAGUUCUCCUAUGUUGGAUUUACUGAAUGGGUUCCCUUCCAGCUCACCAAUUGCUGUUACAGAAGGCAAUGGUCCCGCAUAUCCAUCAAUAGUUGCAUUUGAGAGCAGCUCGUUAAAAUUAACAUUCAACUUUUCAAAGCAGCCUGAAAACCCACAGACAACACUUAUUGAAGCUAGUUUUACAAACAAGUCAGGAGAAGUUCUCACAAACUUUAUUUUCCAAGCUGCAGUUCCAAAGUUUCUUCAAUUGCACUUGGAUCCAGCAAGUGGUAAUAUGCUACCUGCAAAUAGUAAUGGAUCAAUCACACAAAAGUUGAAACUCAUAAACAGCCAACAUGGCAAGAAAUCCCUUGUCAUGCGCAUACGGAUAGCUUAUAAGGUGAAUAAUAAGGAUGUAUUGGAGGAAGGCCAAGUCAACAAUUUUCCUCGUGAUUUGUGAAGUCGAAUGAACCUAAAAGAGUUUGAUUUGUGAGAGCUUUUAUCUGUUAUUCACUGUGAGGAAGCUUCAACUCGUUGUUUGUACUUCCUAGUGCAAUCAAUUUGCUAAAUUGUUCUGGGAGAUGUAGCAUGUGCUGGUUGGUUUUCAAGUGGCUUUACUUGGGGAAUUGCUUGGAUGCCUCAACUUGCUUGCCUCUUUCUACCUUCAAAAAAGAUAGCCAGUGUACAUUAUGAUCUGAUACUACCUAAGUAUGCCAUUGUGGAAGUCAAAUUUUGGCUUUGAGGCACAUACAGGAGACCUUGCUGGACGCCUCGUUAAAAGUUUUGAUAUAUGUAAGUCUCAUUUGUUCUAGAUUUUGGAGUAAUCAAUUUCAAGAAAUGUAAUAUAGGUUGAGUUGGGACCCUGGUUAUAUUUUAGACAUUUCUUUUUCAAGUAAUAUAAAAUGUGCUGUUUUUAAUUUUAUCCACCAUCAAAGACCUAUUGUUCCACAUGUAUUUGGGAUACAUUUUGAUUUUGGUGUGUGCCUUCUCACUUUUUUAUA